UCAAUGUAAAGGCAGAUGGAUAAGAUAAAAGGGACCUAAAACUGAGCGAGUUCAGCACUGCAGCUCCUGUAACAAAAAUAUCUCUUAUUAGCUUUGCUUGGUCUGGCCAGGUCUCUACUCUUCCAUAUCAAUAUGGCCAUGGCAAUAGCAGUCGUCAACUCUUACUUCCCUGCGCUCAAUUCCACUGUUAAAUUCCGUUGCUCCAUUUCCUCCCAACGCCUUAUCCCCACUUCACAGUCCCUCGCUUCUAAACUCGCCACCUCUGAUAGGAAAUUGCACGAAACAUUGACCGAUGGCCGAGUAGACGUUGGACGUUCUCAAUCUACUGCUUUUAAAUCUUUUGGCGCGCAAAGAAAAGACAGAAAGGAGCUUCAGCAUGAUUCGAAGGAGCAGCCGGUGGUGAUGUCGGCAUUGCAGUGUUUGCAGGAGCUAGCGUACAGCCAGUCCGCGUGGGCACCUGGGCUACGGAGCGUGAUGGUUGAACCAAGGAAUCUUCAAGAUGUAGCUUUUCUUAAUGCUGUUGUGAAGGUUUAUUGCACCCAUACUGCUCCUGAUUAUUCCCUUCCAUGGCAAAAGCAAAGUGCUUUUAUGAUUGGUGAUGGGAAACUUUUGACAAAUGCACACUGUGUUGAACAUGAUACACAGGUUAAAGUGAAGAGAAGGGGAGAUGAUACCAAAUAUGUGGCUAAGGAUGCAGUAACUGUUGUAGGGUAUCCCCUUGGAGGAGAUACCAUUUUGGUGACGAAGGGUGUUGUAUCAAGUAUAGAGGUUUACAGAUCUGAACAGGAUGAAAAUGUUGGAUAUGUGAUUCCAACUACAGUUGUAUCUCAUUUUUUGAAUGACUAUGAGAGGAAUGGGAAAUACACUGCUUUUCUAGGUUUCCCUUGCCUUGGUGUACUGCUGCAGAAGCUAGAGAAUCCAGCACUACAUGCAUGCCUGAAAGUACAGUCUAAUGAGGGCAAUGUGAUUGUAAAUUUUGAUGAUGUUCAUGUAGGUUGUGAAGGAACAAUACCCUUCCAUUCAAAUGAGCGCAUUGCAUUCUGCUACCUCAUUAGUCAAAAGUUUGCUGGUGAUGUAGCAGAACUUGGUGUUAUUAGGGAUGGGACUUUCAUGAAAGUUCAUGUUGUCUUAAAUCCACAAAUGCAUUUGGUUCCCUACCAUAUUGAUGGAGGUCAGCCUUCAUAUCUAAUCAUUGCUGGUUUGGUGUUUACCCCACUGUCAGAACCCCUAAUAGAGGAAGAAUUUGAAGACUCCAAUAUGAAUUACAGAGGACAUCCUUUUAAGUACAUUAUUCAUUCCAAAUUAACAUGUGACCAGAUGGCUUAAAUUUACUUAGUUGGUCCUUCUUCUGAUUAGCUGAAACUGCUAGCAAAGGCUCGGCACUCUUUAGCAAGAUUCAAAGGGGAACAAGUUGUGAUCCUAUCACAGGUCUUAGCAAAUGAAGUAAACAUUGGAUAUGAGGAUAUGAGUAAUCAGCAGAUAACAGGUUUUGAAGUUCAAUGGAACAAUAAUAAAAAACGUUCAUCACCCAGCCCACCUUGUUGAUUCAUGCAAGGACAAGUAUCUAGUUUUGGAGUUUGAAGAAAAUUAUGUUGCUGUAUUGGAGAGGGAAACUGCUGCUUCGCCAUGCAUACUCAGAGAUUAUGGAAUUCCAUCUCAGAGAUCUUCUGAUCUGUUAGAACCAUAUGUGGAUUUGCACGGGGACAGCCUGGCACUGCAGCAAGAUUUUGGCGACAGCCCAGUUUCAAAUCUAGAAAUCGGUUUUAAUGGAAUCCUUUGGGCAUUAUUAUUAUAUGUUAAGACGCUACUCCAUAAUAUUUCAUUUCAGCCACAAUUGGGGAAGCAUCGUGAGAGCUGUAGAGGUUGCAAACCACCUUAAGUUGCAAUGCCAGAGCUACUGCUUCGAUUUCGGCCAUCCUACUGCUUCGAUUUCGGCCAUAAUUUUUUUGACCAUCACAUUCUUCUCUCUUUCUUUUUUCAAUCUCUCUGAGGUCAGAUUUUUUUUUUAAAUUCUGGCUAUCAAUUUUCCACUCUUAUUCUUUUUAUAAGGGAGAGCAUAAUUGUAGGCAGGUCACUGAAUUAUAUAUGAAAGCAUUUGACGUAAUGAUGUGCGAUUAUGAAAUUGUUAAAUUAUUCA
Mangifera indica (mango) is the source of this 2137-nucleotide messenger RNA. RefSeq names its product protease Do-like 2, chloroplastic. The record is from RefSeq and is a predicted model, not a curated record. The coding region runs from base 133 to 1326 and encodes 397 amino acids. The transcript is spliced from 18 exons. Gene Ontology annotation, molecular function: serine-type endopeptidase activity. Gene Ontology annotation, biological process: proteolysis. NCBI's taxonomy places the organism in Eukaryota, Viridiplantae, Streptophyta, Magnoliopsida, Sapindales, Anacardiaceae.